AAUCAUGGAGGGCUCCCCAAGAUUGCAACAGACCCCUUAGCUGAUGGGGUGCCAACCUGCUUGUGAGAGCUUUAUUGUAACUGCAGUUUCCCUUUCCAGGAAGAAAACAGAUGUGCUUCCUUGCCAGUCCAGACAAAUGGCUUCUGCCUAAGUUCCUCUUCCUUAAUUAACAUGAAGAAGACAAACGUGGUGACUAAAUUUGGAAUCAGAGGCUUUUAAAGCCUCCCAACUGCUCUGAUCCCACACCAGGACCCUGGCAUCUCUGAUCUAACAAGGGCAUCUGGACAAAGCCAUCACCAUUCACCCUGUUCUGCACCUGCCCAACGAUGACUUCUGUCCCAGGCUAACCAGAAAGGUCAUGGGUGCUGAGAGAGCCCCCCAGAGCCAGCCAUGCACCCUGCACUUCCUCGUCCUCAUCCCCAUCCUCCUCAGCCUGGUGGCCUCGCUUGACUGGAGGGCCAACCCCAGCCAGGACCCCUUAGAGAAGUGCAUGCACGACCCUGACUAUGAGCAACUGCUCAAGGUGGUGACCUUGGGCCUCAAUCGGACCCUGAAGCCCCAGAGGGUGAUUGUGGUUGGCGCCGGCGUGGCCGGGCUGGUAGCUGCCAAGGUGCUCAGCGAUGCUGGACACAAGGUCACUAUCCUGGAGGCAGACAGCCGGGUUGGGGGCCGCAUCUUCACCUACCGGGACCGGAAGACGGGCUGGAUUGGGGAGCUGGGAGCCAUGCGCAUGCCCAGCUCCCACAGGAUCCUGCACAAGCUCUGCAAGAGCCUGGGGCUCAACCUGACCAAGUUCACCCAGUAUGACGAGAACGCAUGGACUGAAGUGCACAAUGUGAAGCUGCGGAACUACGUGGUGGAGAAGAUCCCGGAGAAGCUGGGCUACGCCCUGCACCCCAGGGAGAAGGGCCACUCCCCCGAAGACAUCUACCAGAUGGCUCUCAACCAGGCCAUCAAAGAUGUCACGGUGCUGGGCUGCAGAAAGGCGAUGAAGAAGUUUGAAAGGCACACGCUCCUGGAAUACCUCCUCGGGGAAGGAAACCUGAGCCAGCCGGCCGUGAAGCUUCUGGGAGACGUGAUGUCCAAAGACGGUUUCUUCUAUCUCAGCUUCGCCGAGGCUCUUCGGGCGCACAGCAGCCUCAGCGACCGGCUCCAGCUGCCGCGCCGCCUGCGGGAGACGCUGCGCGGGCUGCACUACGUGCCGGCCACCAAGGUGUUCCUGAGCUUCCGCCGGCCCUUCUGGCAGGACGAGCACAUCGAGGGCGGCCACUCCAACACCGACCGCCCGUCGCGCACGAUCUACUACCCGCCGCCGCGCGACGGCGCGCUGCUGCUGGCCUCGUACACGUGGUCGGACGCGGCGUCCGCGUUCGCCGGCCUGAGCCUGGACCAGGCGCUGCGCGUGGCGCUGGACGACGUGGCGGAGCUGCACGGGCCGAUCGUGCACCGGCUCUGGGACCGCAGGGGCGUGGUCAAGCGCUGGGCGGAGGACCCGCACAGCCAGGGGGGCUUCGUGGUGCAGCCGCCGGUGCUCUGGCAAGCUCAGAAGGAGGCCGGGCAGGGCUACAACUGGGCGGCCCCCUCUGGCCGCGUCUACUUCGCUGGCGAGCACACGGCGCUCCCGCACGGCUGGGUGGAGACGGCCGUCAAGUCAGCGCUGCGAGCCGCCAUCAAGAUCAACAGCCGGAAGUGGCCUGUGCCCGAGACGACCAGCCCGGAGGAGCAGGGGCAGCAAGUGCCCAGGGGGGAGGCCUCCCUGUGUGACCUGGCCAAGGGAGGGACCCCCCAGCCUCGGGACCAAGACCAGUUCUCUCCCCCACACACGACGCACAAGAGGACCUCGUAUUAA
Molecule: messenger RNA, 1849 nt
Organism: Carlito syrichta (Philippine tarsier)
Lineage: Eukaryota; Metazoa; Chordata; Mammalia; Primates; Tarsiidae
Gene: IL4I1
Product: interleukin 4 induced 1
Exons: 8
Coding region: 359-1849 (496 amino acids)
Biological process (GO): amino acid catabolic process
Molecular function (GO): polyamine oxidase activity; L-amino-acid oxidase activity
Source: RefSeq, a predicted model, not a curated record